Molecule: messenger RNA, 648 nt
Organism: Symbiodinium necroappetens
Lineage: Eukaryota; Dinophyceae; Suessiales; Symbiodiniaceae
Source: the annotation of a GenBank genome assembly
AUGGAACUCGACAUCUUCUCCGACGUGGUCUGCCCCUGGUGCUUCAUCGGCAAGCGCCGGCUGGAGGCCGCGCUGGCCGAGCGGCCGCAGCCGGGGCUGGUGACCCGCUGGCGCGCCUUCCAGCUCAACCCCGGCAUGCCCUCCGAGGGCAUGGACCGGCAGGCCUACCUGGAGCUGAAGUUCGGCGGCGCCGACAAGGCGGCGCAGCUCUACCGGCAGAUCGCCGAGGUCGGCGAAGAGGUCGGCAUUGCCUUCGCCUUCGAGAAGAUCCGGCGCACGCCGAACACGGUGAACGCCCACCGCCUGAUCCGCAUGGGCGCCGCCGUCGACCGCGAGGACGCCGUGGUCGAGGCGCUGUUCGGCGCCUACUUCCUGCACGGCCGCGACCUCAGCGAGACCGGAGUGCUGGUCGAGAUCGCCGACGAGGCCGGGCUGGACCGGCUGGAGGCGGCGGAGUUCCUGACCGGCGAUGCCGAGCGCGAGGCGGUCGAGAGCGAGGACCUGAACGGCCGUCAGGCCGGCAUCACCGGCGUGCCCACCUUCAUCGUCAACCGCCGCCACGCGGUCCCCGGCGCCCAACCGCCGGAGGUGCUGCACAAGCUCUUCGACCUGGGCCGCGAGGGCGCGCCCGCCGCCAACCAGGCCUGA